AUGGCUUCAACAAUCAAGCCCAUAAAGGUCUGGGGAAAAGGCGGGCCCAACCCGCCUAAGGUGCACAUUCUCCUCGAAGAGCUCGGGCUCCCCUACGAAUUAAAUCCCAUCCCUCUCACCGAAGUAAAGGAACCCGAGUACCUAGCCAUCAACCCAAACGGCCGUGUCCCCGCAAUCCAGGAUCCUAAUACCAACCUCACUAUUUGGGAAUCCGGCGCCAUUCUCGAGUAUUUGGUCGAGAAGUACGAUGUGGAGAAACGAAUAAGCUUCGAGGCCGGGACGAAGGAGUUUUAUGCAGCGAAGCAAUGGUUAUUUUUCCAGGUUUCAGGACAAGGGCCUUAUUACGGGCAGGCUUCUUGGUUUUACAGGUAUCAUCCUGAUGUGGUCGUUAGUGCCAGGCAGAGAUAUGUGAAGGAAAUCAAUCGCGUAACGGGGAUUUUGGAGGGGCAUCUCAAGAAAGUGAAGAAGGAGAAUGGUGGUGGUGAGGCGUGGAUUGUUGGCGAUAAGGUGUCGUACGUUGAUUUUGCUUGGAUUGUUUGGCAGGUAAUUAUUGUGUUGAUUGUGAGCAAGGAAGAGGGGUUUGAUCCAGAAGAUUACCCUAAUGUCAAGGAGUGGAUGUCCAGACUUACUGAGAGAGCAAGUAUCAAAGUCGGCUUGGGAGAUAUACUUGCAAUGCUCAAUAAGGCGUAG
Botrytis deweyae is the source of this 690-nucleotide messenger RNA. RefSeq lists its product as uncharacterized. The record is from RefSeq and is a predicted model, not a curated record. NCBI's taxonomy places the organism in Eukaryota, Fungi, Ascomycota, Leotiomycetes, Helotiales, Sclerotiniaceae. The coding region runs from base 1 to 690 and encodes 229 amino acids. The transcript has a single exon.